Molecule: messenger RNA, 2919 nt
Organism: Ostrinia furnacalis (Asian corn borer)
Lineage: Eukaryota; Metazoa; Arthropoda; Insecta; Lepidoptera; Crambidae
Gene: eIF3c
Product: Eukaryotic translation initiation factor 3 subunit C
Exons: 7
Coding region: 181-2829 (882 amino acids)
Biological process (GO): translational initiation
Cellular component (GO): eukaryotic translation initiation factor 3 complex
Molecular function (GO): RNA binding; translation initiation factor binding; translation initiation factor activity
Source: RefSeq, a predicted model, not a curated record
UAAAAAAAAACUUCUUUCACUUUUGUUGAAGUGUGGAGUGUGUCGUUGGCAAACUGGAUUUUAUCCAGUUUAACAGAAUUUAUACCUGGUUUUCAUGAGUUUCAGUGAUAUAAACGUUUUAUCAAGAAUCCUUACAAGUGUUAUUUUUAACUGGAGGUAAAGAAGGAUUAGGAAACAACCAUGAGUCGUUUUUUCGCCACCGGCACGGAUUCCGAGUCCGAGAGUGUCACCGAUGAGGAGCCAGUAGUCCGCGCACCAGCGCCUGUGUACACGUUCAGUGAUGAUGAGGAAGAAACUAAGCGUGUGGUGCGCUCCAUGAAAGAGAAGAGGUAUGAAGAGUUGGAAGGAAUCAUCCACUCGUUACGUAACCACAAAAAGAUCAAGGACUUCUCGUCGGCGCUGGCCUCAUUUGAAGAACUCCAGAGAGCUUACACCCGAGCAGCUCCUGUGGUACAAAAGGAAGAAAAUGGAAUCGCUCCACGAUUCUUUAUUAGAGCUUUAGUCGAACUCGAUGACUGGGUCGCCGGGGCCUGGGCUGACCGUGACGCCAGGAAGGCCUUGUCUAAAGGGAACAGCAAAGCUCUGACAUCAUUGAGACAGAAAUUGAGGAAGUACACUAAAGACUUUGAGGCUGAAAUAUCUAAGUUCAGGGAAGACCCUGACUUGCCUGAUGAUGAUGAUGAGAGGAAAGAUACGUCAUCAUCUGACGAUUCUGAUGAUGAUGAGAAGCCGAAAGAGAAACCACGAGCCCGCCGGUCACCCGAGCCACGGCGCGCGCCUCCCGAAGACGACGACUCCUCAGACACCAUGGACUGGGGCUCCAGCUCCUCCGAGUCCAGCUCCGAGUCCGACUUCGAGGACGGUGGCGCCGCCGCCAUCCGCAAUCGGUUCCUCAAGAAGAACACCGAGAAAGAGGAAGAUGAGGAGAGAGACAAACGGAGGAUUAAGCGGCGCGAGGAGAGAGUCCGAACCGGAAAAGUCAGCAAGAAGGAUCAAGCUGACGAUGGAGGUGAAUGGGAGACUGUCAGAACUAAAGGCGCGGCUGCCUCUGACAAGCCUAAGAUGUUUGCUAAGGACAGCGACAUCGACGCAGCUCUCGUGGUAAAGAAGUUGGGAGAGAUCAGCGCGGCCCGCGGGCGCAAGCGCACCGACCGGCGCGCGCAGCUGGAGCUGCUGCACGAGCUGCGCACCGUGGCCGCGGCGCACAACCUGGGCGACGCGCUCCAGCUCAAGCUGCGCGCCGCCACCGUCGCCGCCCUCUUCGACUACAACCCCAAGGUCUCCGACGCCAUGAAGCCCGAGUACUGGUCCCGGCUCGUCGAGAACGUCGACCACAUGGUCACCCUCCUGCUCGCCCACGAGGACAUGCUCCUCAGCGAGACCGUCACCGAGGAGAGCGAGCAGCUCGUCGCGCCGCCCUUCAAGGUCCGCGGCUGCCUGCUCACCGCGCUCGAGCGCCUCGACGACGAGUUCACCAAGCUGCUCAAGGAGUGCGACCCGCACUCCAACGAGUACGUCGAGCGCCUCAAGGACGAGGUCCGCGUGUCGGCGCUCAUCGACCGCGUGUGCCAGGUCGUCGAGCGCGACGGCACCCCGCAGGAGAUCUGCCGCGCCUACCUGCGCAAGAUCGACCACCUGUACUACAAGUUCGACCCGCGCGCGGUCAAGAAGGACCCGCCGCCGGGCGAGGAGACCACCAUCAAGAAGAUGGAGCGCCUCUGCAAGUACAUCUACGCCAACGACGACACCGACCGCCUGCGCACGCGCGCCAUCCUCUCGCACAUCUACCACCACGCGCUGCACGACAACUGGUUCCAGGCGCGCGACCUGCUGCUCAUGUCCCACCUGCAGGAGAACGUCCAGCACUCGGACCCGAGCACUCAGAUCCUGUACAACCGCACGAUGGCCAACCUCGGCCUGUGCGCGUUCCGGCGGGGCAACGUGAAGGAGGCGCACGGCUGCCUGGCCGAGCUGAUGAUGACGGGCAAGCCGAAGGAGCUGCUCGCGCAGGGCCUGCUGCCGCAGCGGCAGCACGAGCGGUCGAAGGAGCAGGAGAAGAUCGAGAAGCAGCGGCAGAUGCCGUUCCACAUGCACAUCAACCUGGAGCUGCUGGAGUGCGUGUACCUGGUGUCGGCGAUGCUGAUCGAGAUCCCGUACAUGGCGGCGCACGAGUUCGACGCGCGGCGGCGCAUGAUCAGCAAGACGUUCUACCAGAACCUGCGCGCCAGCGAGCGGCAGGCGCUGGUGGGCCCGCCCGAGUCCAUGCGCGAGCACGCGGUGGCGGCGGCGCGCGCCAUGCGCCGCGGCGACUGGCGCGCCUGCCUCAACUUCGUCGUCAACGAGAAGAUGAACGCCAAGGUCUGGGACCUAAUGGUGGGGGCAGACAACGUGCGAGCGAUGCUAGGCCGCCUGAUCCGCGAGGAGUCUCUGCGCACGUAUCUCUUCACGUACGCACACGUUUACGCCUCUCUGUCGCUCAAGUCGCUCGCCGACAUGUUCGAGAUGCCGCGACAGAGAGUCCACUCGCUGGUCUCCAAGAUGAUCAUAAAUGAGGAGCUGCUGGCGUCACUGGAUGAUCCCAGCGAGUGCGCCAUCUUGCACAGAUCGGAGCCCACUCGCAUGCAAGCGCUGGCGCUGCAGUUGGCCGAUAAGGUCGGCAACCUAGUGGACUCCAACGAGCGGAUAUUCGAGAAGCAAGGCUCGUUCUUCCAGCGCGGCGGCGCCGGGCGCGGCGAGGGCCGGCAGCGGGAACCUCGGCGCGAGGGUGGCGGAUGGAACCGGCGCACGCGCAACCGCCGCCGGGACGACGAGCGUGGACACGACGACUAAACGGACAGUCAGGCCCAGACCAGAGCCCCGAUUACGGUAACUUUUAACGUCUACAAUCCAGACGCGCUUCAUCGAUUCUGCGAUACGAUU